AAUAGGCUUAUAAAUCCAAAACCAAUAGUAAAUAAAGUUUCAGCGUCGCGAUCUCGCGGGCGCGGUGCAUGCUGGGACAGCGGGUCCUCCACGCGCGCCUCCAUCUUUAAACCCCAGAGAAAAACAGCUUCCGCUCAGCCGUACACGCACAUCCUGCGCUCACAUCCACAUUUAUGACACAAUAACCAUAGAUCUGCGCUUUGAAUCGACAUUUCGGAGCAGCAGAGACCCGAGGAGCUCAUGGGAGCUUUAUUUCUGCGUUGACAUCCAAAAACAGAGGCUGAGAAGAUCGCAAGGGCGCACCUCUUCUCCUUCUUUUGUCCAUCUCUCUCUCCGUUUUCUCUUCUCUCCCUCCGGAGAUGAGUAGUGGAAGAUGUCGGUUUCGGGACUGAAGGCCGAGCUGAAGUUUCUGGAGUCCAUUUUCGACCCGAACCACGAGCGCUUCAGGAUCCUCGACUGGAAACCGGACGAGCUGAGCUGCCAGUUUAACGUUACCGGAGACCAGCUGCUCAUCAUCCACUGCAACAUCACGGAGUCCUACCCGUCGACGCCGCCGAUAUGGUUCGUGGAGUCCGAUGACCCGAGCCUGACUGGAGUGCUGGAGCGGCUGGAGGAGGUCAGGAGGAGCAGCACACUGCUCUUGCAGCAGCUGAAGAGGCUGAUCUGUGAUCUGUGCCGCCUCUAUAAUCUCCCCCAGCACCCCGAUGUGGAGAUGCUGGACCAGCCUCUCCCUGCAGGACCUGUCAACCAGGACAGAAAGCUUGGGACGAAAGAUGAGGUCACAUCAGAGGAGGAGGAGGAAGAGGAGAUGGCAGAGCAGGACAUCGAUCUGGAGCACUACGAGAUGAAAGAGGAGGAGCGGGUGGAUGGCAAGAAGUCUGAGGAUGAUGGGAUCGAGAAGGAAAACCUGGCCAUCCUGGAGAAGAUCCGCAAGAACCAGCGGCAGGACCACUUGAAUGUAAGUGCUCACUCGGGCGCCGUGUCUGGAUCUGUUCAAGCGUCGGAUCGUCUCAUGAAGGAGCUCAGGGAGAUCUACCGAUCUCAGAGUUAUAAAAACGGCAUCUACUCGGUGGAGCUGGUCAACGACAGCCUGUACGAGUGGCACGUCAAAGUGAGAACUGUGGAUCCGGACAGUCCUUUACACAGUGACCUUCAAGUGCUGAAAGAAAAGGAAGGGAUGGACUACAUUCUCCUCAGCUUCUCAUACAAAGAUAAUUUCCCCUUUGAUCCUCCGUUUGCACGAGUCGUUUCUCCGGUCCUGUCUGGAGGGUAUGUUCUUGGCGGAGGAGCUCUGUGUAUGGAGCUGCUCACUAAACAGGGCUGGAGCAGUGCCUAUUCCAUAGAGUCUGUCAUCAUGCAGAUAAAUGCCACUUUAGUCAAAGGAAAAGCAAGAGUGCAGUUCGGAGCCAAUAAGAAUCAGUACAAUCUUGCCAGAGCGCAGCAGUCGUAUAAAUCGCUGGUGCAGAUCCAUGAAAAGAAUGGUAAGAUCUUCACAGUUGACAAAUGAAAUUAAAAUUCAUAUCUGGAAAUGGAAAAAACAUCAUGUUUGGAUAUUUCCAUUUUAAUAUCAUAAAAACAGUUCUUGUAUCAGUCUCGUAACUAAAAGUUUGCCUGAGAUCAUCUGAUUUAACCAGCAUUAUUACUAAAGAGUCAUUUGUGAGUUUUAAAGACCGUGGAAUUAUUUGAGGACUGUAGUUUUAUUUCCUAUUGAUUGACAUAUUUCUGCUGAAACGAGUAUUUAUUUAUGAAAAGCCUUUAGUUCAUGAUACAUUAUAAAUAAGGUGACUUGCCAAUUUUUGUGGUCCAUUUCUUAACCCUCAUAACAUUGGGGUCUGUUCAGACCUGGAAAAGGUGCAUAAAAAUACUUUAAAAAGUGUGUAGGUUUGUAAGGGAAACAGGUCAAUUUAG
Messenger RNA from Sinocyclocheilus rhinocerous, 1908 nucleotides. RefSeq names its product ubiquitin-conjugating enzyme E2 Q2-like. The record is from RefSeq and is a predicted model, not a curated record. The transcript is spliced from 12 exons. Bases 374 to 1507 code for a protein of 377 amino acids. Lineage: Eukaryota; Metazoa; Chordata; Actinopteri; Cypriniformes; Cyprinidae.